Molecule: messenger RNA, 1113 nt
Organism: Xenopus laevis (African clawed frog)
Lineage: Eukaryota; Metazoa; Chordata; Amphibia; Anura; Pipidae
Product: vomeronasal type-2 receptor 26-like
Exons: 3
Coding region: 1-1113 (370 amino acids)
Source: RefSeq, a predicted model, not a curated record
AUGACCAACAAAAAGGAAUAUCACUCUAUGUGUGAGGUGUCAAAGUCAUUUACAAGGGGAUCUGCAAGAGAUAAGCAGAUAAGGCUCAAGAUAAUAUGCAGUGAAAGCUGUCCAGUAGGGUUUAUAAAGUUGACAUUACCAGGAAAACCAAUCUGCUGUUUCCAAUGUGUUCGGUGUCCUCAAGGACAAAUAUCAAACCAAACAGAUGCUGUAAUGUGUCAGCAAUGUUCAUGGGAUACAUGGUCCAGUUUUCAACAAGACAAAUGCAUCCCAAAGGCAAUAGAUUUUCUCUCCUAUGAAGAACUCUUGGGUUUAAGUCUAGCAGCAAUUUCUAUUUCUUCCUCAGUUGUUCCACUUUGUAUUGCGAGCAUUUUUAUGUGUCAUAAAACCACACCAGUUGUUAGAGCCAACAACUAUUCCCUUAGUUGCCUUCUCCUGCUCUCCUUGUUCCUCUGUUUCCUUUGCUCUUUAGGGUUCAUUGGUUACCCACAAUCUGAAAUGUGUCUUCUGCGCCAGGUGGCAUUUGGGAUGGUUUUCUCUCUGUGUAUCUCUAGUGUUCUGGCUAAAACCAUUACUGUUGUUAUAGCUUUCACUGCAAUUCAGCCUGGCAGCAGGUUAAAAAGGUGGACAAGCGUUAAGGUGUCCUACUGUGUUGUUGUGUUUUGCAUGUGUAUUCAGUUAUCUGUGUGCAUAGUGUGGCUUUCCUUCUCCCCUCCAUUUCCAGAGUAUGAUAUCAAAACCCAACCUGGAGUCAUCAUAAUAAACUGCAAUGAAGGGUCACCCACUGCUUUCUGGUGCAUGCUGGGAUUUCUGGGCAUAUUGGCUUCUAUCAGUUUCAUUGUUGCUUUCCUGGCUAGGAGACUCCCUGACAGCUUCAAUGAAGCCAAAUUCAUUACAUUUAGCAUGCUGGCCUUUCUCACUGUCUGGAUAUCCUUUAUCCCAGCAUACUUCAGCGCACGGGGAAAAUACACUGUAGCCAUGGAGAUCUUUGCCAUCUUGUCUUCUACCUGGGCUAUGGUGGCCUGUAUUUUUAUGCCAAAGUGUUACAUUAUAUUGUUAAGACCUGAUAUGAAUUCCAGAGAACUUCUCAUGAGAAGAGGCAGAGCCCAGUGA